AUGGUGCUUGAUCCAGUGAGCGCGCUGGGAACUGCCGCCGCUAUCAUCCAAUUCCUGGACUUUGCAGGCAGGUUAUUGUCGAAACAACGCGAGAUUGCCCAAAGUACUCGAGGCACUUUGAUCGAACACGAAGAGUUGGUCGCAGUAACUCGCCGCCUCGAUGAACUCAAUGGCCAGAUACAACAGCGUGGCAUCUCUUUUGAGAAUACGACGAAAACAACACAAGCCGAUUUAGCUUUGAUGAAAGUCUCUGAGGAAUGCAAGAAUCUUGCUGCAGAAUUCCGUCAGGUGCUUGAAGGACUCUCGGGUCGUCCUGGCCAGUCCUCGUACAAAUCCUUUCGACAGGCGUUCAAAAUUGUCUGGCACAAGGACGGGAUAGAGACGAUGCAGCGCAGAUUGGACCAGCAGCGAUCGCAGCUUAUUCUUCACAUAGUAGUGGUCAUAAGCGGAAACAAGAAAAGAGAUGUUGCUAGCUUGUUGGCAGAAAGCCAACGGGUUGAAUUGAGCAUACUCCAAGCAAUUCGCGACGCCAAUGCCGGAUUGAAAACUUCUCUUCAGAAGCAUACUGCAUGGGAUCGAAAUGAUGCGGCUCGAAAGAAGUUACAAACAUCAUCAACGAAGAAGCAGAACGCACUAUCUGCUGUCUCCGCCGACAUUACUUCUCGCAUCCGAAUUGAUGAUGAGGAGCACGCAAGAAAUCUCAUUCUCAACAGCCUCUACUUUCAACAGAUUGAGGAACGAAGGCUACAGGUUCAUCCGGCUCAUCAAAAUACUUGUCGAUGGGUCUUCAACAAGCCGGACGAGGGCGUGGAUACGGAGGACAACUUUAGAACAUGGCUCGAAGAUCCGCUUGAAUCAUCAGGCCUCUACUGGGUAUCGGGGAAGAUUGGAAGUGGAAAGUCAACACUUAUGCGAUUCAUUUAUGAGUCUCAAGAGACUACGCUCGCAGCACAGGUAUGGUCACAAAAUCUACCUUUACUAACAGCAAGUUGCUUUUUCUGGCUAGCAGGCACGGAGACUCAGAAGUCGCGGAAUGGUCUCCUCCGAUCGCUAAUUCACAACCUACUGCGACAGGCUCCGUGCUUGGUGCCAAUUUCAACCCCAUCUCGCUGGCGUGCAGCCAUAUUGGGAUCUCAUCAACAGCCUUGGACCAAUACAGAACUAGAGAACACGCUGCUUGAACUUCUCGGAAACGGAAGCAGAGACUAUCGAUUCUGUAUAUUUGUCGAUGGUCUCGAUGAAUUUGAAGGGGAUCACCGUUGCCAUUCAGACCUUGUAGAUUUCUUGGUCAAGGUCUCCUCUUGCAAAGGCGUCAAGCUCUGCGUUUCGAGUCGGCCGUAUCCAGCUUUCAAAAGUGGGUUUGAAGAUUUCCCCAAACUACGGAUGGAGCUCUUAACGCGAAAUGACAUCGAAACGUAUACGAUUGAUCGACUUGAGGAAAUCAAAGAAUUCGGUACUUUGAAGGCCGCUUACCCAACCACAUGCAGUAAUUUGAUCGAAGAGAUAGUCGAUAAAGCCAAAGGGGUCUUUCUUUGGGUAUACCUAGUCGUUCGAUCACUCAAACUAGGAUUAGUCGAAGGCGAUUCCAUGGCGGCCCUUGUUGCCCGCUUACGAGAGCUUCCGCCUGAUCUGGAUGAAGUCUUCUAUAGUAUUCUCCAACGCAUACCUAUCCAUCAGCGUCAUUAUGCGGCAGCUUAUUUCCAAAUGGUCGCCCAAAGCGUCGUCGGACCGCUUUCCCUUUUGACAUUUUGGUUUGUGGAAGAAGGGGGACCUGACUUCCUGGGAACGACUCCCGUGGAACCUCUAGCGAAAGAAGUCCUCAGAAGUCGACACCUUAUGCUCACCAGGCGGCUGGAGGGUCGCUGCGGAGGCUUACUUGAGAUUCAACGAACGAGUCGGGCAAACUUCCAUGACACGCCAGCAGAGUACACCGUGGAUUAUUUGCACCGAAGUGUCAGUGACUUCCUUUUAUCUCAACCAGCACAGAAGCUGCUCUCCAGUUACUUGCACCCAAACCUUGAUGUAGUCCAGUAUCUGUGUCAGGCUACAUUAACUCAGCUCAAGAUGACUUUUCUUAUGCCCUUUCGGCAAAAGGACACGACGUCUGUUGAUGUAUGGGACGAUUCUUUAAACGGGAGCUUUUCUCGUUCUCUGAUUUUUCUCCUCAAAGACUGGGAGGACAAAUCUGGACAAUUACAGAGUACAAUUUUCCAGUCGAUGGUUUCUAUGUUCAGAGAUCAUGCGCGCCCUCGCCCAUCAGGGGUUUACGGAUUGUUUGACAAAUUUGUGGUCGACUCAGUGACCCUAGUGCACGAGAGCCACAUACUCGGCCUUAUUUCUAAGCACGAAGAAUAUAAUCUAGAUCUUUCAGGUCUUCUUUUCUACAUUGUAUUACACCUUAACGGAAGCAGUGGUCUAACUUCUCGUUGUCGCAUUAUUGUUGCUCUACUCCAACAAGGCGCCAACUCGAAUACGAGAGAAUACCUACAGGACAGGCAUUGCGGUACCUCGUGGGAGAAGUUCCUAGCGUGGGAACAAAGCAUGUACGGUGCGGCCAGACGAUUUCGAGAGACGCCCGGACAUCCACAACCAGGAUUUGAACAAGAGGCAUUAUUGGCAGCACGAUCCUUCAUCGAGCAUGGAGCAGCGUCCAAAACUUCAGCUGGGGAAUCGUGCGGAAACCUCCUUCACUUGGCCUUUCCCGGCCCUGAUGGUGACGAGCUUGUCAAGCUUUUGAAUGCGAGAUCUCGACCGAAAUCCCGCCUGUACAGAGCGACACAAAAACUUUUAGGUCGGCGGUCGGUGGAGAGUUAG
Molecule: messenger RNA, 2814 nt
Organism: Exophiala oligosperma
Lineage: Eukaryota; Fungi; Ascomycota; Eurotiomycetes; Chaetothyriales; Herpotrichiellaceae
Exons: 3
Coding region: 1-2814 (937 amino acids)
Source: RefSeq, a predicted model, not a curated record